Aspergillus alliaceus is the source of this 1722-nucleotide messenger RNA. Its product is annotated as fungal specific transcription factor domain-containing protein. Gene Ontology annotation, molecular function: zinc ion binding; DNA binding. The coding region runs from base 1 to 1722 and encodes 573 amino acids. The record is from RefSeq and is a predicted model, not a curated record. Gene Ontology annotation, biological process: DNA-templated transcription. NCBI's taxonomy places the organism in Eukaryota, Fungi, Ascomycota, Eurotiomycetes, Eurotiales, Aspergillaceae. The transcript is spliced from 3 exons.
AUGUCAAGUCAGACAGAACAAACAACUUCUACUUUUCAUCUAGUAGAACAGUUGUUUCAAAACCACCUCACAAAACUUCGACAGUCGGAUGCCAUCCCGGAUGGACACCCUAUCAGCAAGAAUCCUGCGGACGAUGGACUCAGGUUAAGAGUGAAGGACGUGGUCGGGAUUGAUCUACCACCAGCCCCCAUCACGUCCGUUUUGGUCGACGCAUAUCUUCAGGCUAAUCAUUGGUAUCUGGCCUUGUUCCACGAGCAAAGCUUUCGCGCCCGAUUGGCGCCUAUUAUUCGGACGGGCCGUAUUUCUGCAUCAGAGAAGCCGUUUUUGAUGCUCAUCUUGAUUGUUUUGAUGAUCGGGGCUCGAUUUGUAUGCCCCGAGAGCAUUGGUCCGCACGAUGCUCUGUUUGAUUCUGCGCUAUACUCGUCGCAAUUACUCGAAGCAGUUGAGAAACAUCUUUUUAUUGCACUGCAUGAUGUUACUCUUGAGUCCGUCAGUUGCGCGCUAUUGAUGUCAAUCACAUACCUUCUCGAACGCAAGACCAAGCUCGCGUUCAUAAUGACAGGCAUUGGUGUCCGGGUCGCCCAAGCUAUAGGGUUGCAAGACGAAACGACCUGGGAACCCCUUGACCAUAUUGAGCUCCAGGUGCGCAGGAGAGUAUGGUGGUCCAUUUACAUGGCAGAUAUGUACACCGCGCAGGCUUACGGUAAGCCCUCUGUUUUUGUCGGAUCGCGAUUUCAGGUAUUCGAGCCUGAUGAUCUGGAUGAUACGUUAAUUGCAUGUCCCGGAAUGGGUUCGUUUGAGGUGCGGGAAGAUGGCACAUUCAGCCGCGUAACCAUCUUCUCCUACAACAGAUACAAAAGUCCACUUUAUUCGAUCAUGAGUCUCAAUACCCAACGCAUGCGCCUAAAGCAGAUAAAUAGUGUUUAUGCCCGUCUUCUAGAAUGGGAAAAGACUCUCCCGCGAGAGUUACGGCUGGACAGCUUUAGCAGCACUGAGAACGAAGUGCACCAGCACGGGGCCCUGCGUAUUUUUGCCCUCCAGGCGAUAACUCUCCAACUGACUUACGAUUAUAAUCAUCUCCUCUUAUUCCGACCUUUUCUGCUCAAUAAAAAACAUUUAAGCAUUCAAUUGCAUCCGCAUCCUGCAGAAGCGCAAAAUAGCAUCUCAAUCACCGUCCGCGACCAAUUGUCUGUCUCUGCCAUUAGGAUGUCGAAAGUUUACGACUGGCGGACAAUCCUUGUUCUCGCUUCGAGGACAACGUGUGCUGCUCAAGUAUGUUUUCAGCUCUUCACUGCUGGCGUCGUGCUAGCGAUGCUAGCUUUGUCCGACCUCUCCUCGCCUCAACUAGUCGAGUACAAGCAGGCUCUUGCACGAUUGAUCAAUAUUCUACCCCUAAUAGGAGGGGGCACGCCGCUUAGCAACCAGAGCGUGGAAAUCCUGACCGAUGCAAUGCAUAUUAUCUCAUCGCAGGAAGUCAAGGCUCUGAUUUCAAAUGCGACGAAUGAUUUCCGUACAGAUCGCUCUAGUCCAGCCGUUGCCGGCGCAUCGAGGGUGCAAGCAACCCAGGCUAAUAUGCAAAGUUCUACCCUUGACUCCGCGUCACUGUCGGAAGUGAUGGAUGACACAGAUAUGUGGGAAGAUCUAGUGUUGUUUCCUGAUGAUCAUGAGGUGGAUAUCGCCGGUUCUGAGUCGUUUUAUCAGUCGCUUGCUCUGCUCUUUUAG